Molecule: messenger RNA, 941 nt
Organism: Contarinia nasturtii (swede midge)
Lineage: Eukaryota; Metazoa; Arthropoda; Insecta; Diptera; Cecidomyiidae
Gene: icln
Product: methylosome subunit pICln
Exons: 5
Coding region: 119-694 (191 amino acids)
Biological process (GO): spliceosomal snRNP assembly; cell volume homeostasis; chloride transport
Cellular component (GO): cytosol; plasma membrane; pICln-Sm protein complex
Source: RefSeq, a predicted model, not a curated record
UUAAUAUAGCUAUUGUUUAUGAUUCAGACGCAGUCUAUUGGAUAAGUGGAGCUCAAAAGUUUCAGUAAACAUAUAAAGAAUUUAAAAUAAGCGUUGAAAGAAUAAAAAAGCGUUAAAUAUGGUAAUUAUCGGGCCAUUGGUUGAACCCGAAGAGGGAUUGGUAAAGAAAUUGGAUAAUGUUGAAAUGAAAAUCAACCAAACACAAAUGAAUGUCGGAACGCUGUACAUUACAGAAAACUAUUUACGUUGGCAAGAAACGGGCCGUGAAGAAGGCAUUUCAAUAGCGUGGGAGAGUAUCACAUUGCAUGCAAUUUCAAAUGAACCAAAUGUCAAAUGUAUUUAUAUCAUGUUGGAUGUUCACAUUGACUAUCCGCGCUCACAGGGCAAUGGUCAUGACGAACGUAUGGCUCAAGACGGUGAUAUCGAAGAGGAUGAUGAUGAUGAAGGAACUUGUGAAGAUGAAGAGCCACCCAUGACUGAGAUUUGGUACACGCCACACGAUGAAAAUCGAAUCGAAGAAAUUUUCGAAGCAAUGAAACAUUGUCAAAGCUUGCAUCCCGAUCCAAAUGACAGUUUUUCCGAGGAAGAAGAUGAAGAGUUCAUAAUGGCCGAAGAAAAUAAUCAUGCCGAAGAUGAUUUACAAAAUUUACAUAUUGAUGACGAUGAACGAUUUGCAGAUGCUGAAGAAAAUUAAAUACGUCUAAAUCUGUCAGCAAAAACACAUUAUGAAAAUGCAGAAGGUAUCGUUUUUCUAUUUCGAAUGAGAAACGAGAUUACAUUGUAGAAACCGCUACGAAUUUGAUUUUUUUCCUUGCAACGCAUGGAACAAACGUCUUCUUUUUCCAUUUUUGCUAGAAUUAUGUUAGUUUUAAUUUGCAUCGUAAUAUUAUUAAGCUCUUAAAAUAAACAAUAAAAAAACAUGAAUGCCAAUUCAAAUGAAA